Messenger RNA from Gastrolobium bilobum, 846 nucleotides. RefSeq lists its product as uncharacterized. The transcript has 2 exons. Lineage: Eukaryota; Viridiplantae; Streptophyta; Magnoliopsida; Fabales; Fabaceae. The coding region runs from base 1 to 846 and encodes 281 amino acids. The record is from RefSeq and is a predicted model, not a curated record.
AUGGAUAAGCUUUCUCACCUUAUAGUUGAGGCUAUGGGUAACAAUAAGUGGAAUCCCAUGAAAACUGGAAGAAAUGGUCCUACCAUCUCCCAUCUUAUGUUCGCGGAUGACCUUGUUUUAUUUGGUGAAGCUAACAUGGACCAAUUAGAGGUGAUGAUGGGAUGCCUCAAAGACUUUUGUGAUAUAUCAGUCCACUUAGUUAGUAUUGAAAAGACUACGAUCUAUUUCUCCAGGAAUACAAGUCAUAUGAUCAAGGAGGAGAUCACUCGGGCUAGUGGCUUCUCUGUUGCCAAUUCUAUGGGAAAGUAUCUUGGAUCUAUGCUUUAUCAUGGCCGAGGGAAGAUGAGGAACUUUGCUGGCGUGCUUGAGAGAGUUAAAUCUCCUCUCUCCAAUUGGAAAAACAAUCUUUUAUCCUUUGCUGGUCGGCUUGGAGAAUGGUCAAUAAUAAGGAAGCUCUCUGGGCUCAGGUUCUGUCUGGAAAAUAUGCAAGGAACCUGGAUAUUAGAAGACAAGUCAAAAAUCCAACCUUAUGAUUCGGCCCUAUGGAAAGGAUUGGGUCGCAUUUGGAAUGGAUUCCUAGACAACUUGCAAUGGGAUGUUGACAAUGGGAAGGAUACUUAUUUAUGGCAAGAUAGGUGGACCAACCUUAAGAAGCCCCUCUGUGAUUAUGUCUUGCCCAAUCAAAUGGCUACUGACUUUGAAGCCAAAGUGGUUGACAUGGUGAAUUUGAUAACAGGAGAUUGGCUAUUAGAGAAUAUUUCUGAUAUUUUUUCUUUGAAGGCUGUGAACUCAAUUCGAGCUACUUUACCUCCUUCUAUUGAGCGUGGGGAUGAUGGCCUGGUUUAG